UACAUAAAUCGCGAUGGGAGGUACGGUCGCUCGAAACUUGGUGUUUCAACCGCCUGCAACAAGAACUACCUCCUCAUGCAUUUUCGACAACGUCGAUACCAAUCAUGUUUGGCUCGAAACUCGGCUCGGAUCCAAAAUCGAGGCUUUUUUCAUAAGUCGGCAAGCGUCUUUAACGAUAUUAUUUUCUCACGCAAACGCAGAGGAUGUUUCCAUGAUAUAUCCGUGGCUACGAGAUGUCUCAACUCGUCUUAACGUCAAUGUCGCCUCAUACAGCUACACGGGCUAUGCUGGGAGUGAAGGCAAACCAUCAGAGCAAGAUGUAUACUCUGACAUUGACGCAUUGUGGGAAUACCUCACAAUGAUCCGCCGCAUCCACCCUAACCAGAUCAUCUUCUACUCGCGGUCAGUUGGAUCUGGACCAACGCUUUAUCUUUCGGAGAAGCUCUGCAAGGCAAGAACACCGCCGGCAGGAGUCAUCCUACAAUCACCAAUCUUGUCUGUAUUCCGGAUAGCCUUCGAUUUCCGCAUCACCUUACCCGGUGAUAUUUUUCCAAAUGUUGAUCGAAUCCCGAGUAUUGAAUGUCCUGUUUUCAUCAUGCACGGAACUCACGACGAAGUUGUUCCCUUCUGGCAUGGUCAGGAAUUAUUCAUUGCAACGCAAAUACGAUGGCGAUACAAGCCGUUCUGGAUUGCUGGCGCGGGGCACAACAAUAUCGAGAUACUCCUUCGUGAUUCCGGACUGCUUUUCAAGAGACUGCACGAGUUCUUGGAAUUCUGUGGCUCUCCGAUGGCCAGUGAUCCAAGUGUUGAUUCGCAUUAUAAUACUCUUACUAUCGACCGCGGCGCCAACACCAGCAUGCAAAUUCACGCGAGUCCAGUCGAAGGGAGUAGUCGAGAUGGUCAAUCGCAGGCGUCGGGCUAAUGCUGCUGGAAUCCUAGUGUAAACUCACCGUAGCCGCACGGAAAUUCGGCGCGUUCUAGUUUUGGCCUCGCCCGGGCCCCCGCGCUGAGCUGGACACGAGAAACCCAACGAAGGUUCAAAACCAUGCGUCAAUCACGCGUGAUUAGCGCCAUAAACCACGUGGCCCAGAAACCCGCGUAAUUUACGUAAAUCGCGCGGAUUUUACUUCAGCUCGC
Molecule: messenger RNA, 1137 nt
Organism: Aureococcus anophagefferens
Lineage: Eukaryota; Pelagophyceae; Pelagomonadales; Pelagomonadaceae
Exons: 3
Coding region: 14-922 (302 amino acids)
Source: RefSeq, a predicted model, not a curated record